ACGAUGCCGCGCCGAGGAGGCUGUGUGUGCCCUUGCGACCUGUUGACGAGUAUUGAACGAGUCUGAGCUACCAGCCUAGGUCUCCAUUCAUUUUUUUCUUAUCUCUCCAACAGACUCGCCGAGGUCACGGAGCCGCAUCGCGCAGAGGGGAGAGCUGAAGGAGAAGAAGAAGAAGAAGAAGGAAGAGGAUGAGGAGGUGAAGGAGACGGAGGAACAACGGGAAGGAAAAGGAGAUGAGAGUUAGCGGUGAAGUGAAGGGGCUGCGCCCGAAGUGAGUUCGCUGAGGUGGAGGCGAUUGUGCAGUUCCGAUACUGGUGUGAAGUUUAUUGCACUGUGAGGAGAGGCCGAGGAGAGGCGGUGGUGAAGAGGAGGGAGAGGAAGGGGAGGAGAAGAGAAGACACUGGCAGAGAGGAGUGAGUGAGAGGGAGGGAAAGCAAGAAGAGAGGGCAGGGAAGUGACGAGAGAAGUGAGGGAAAGGGAGAGAGGGAAUCGGGCCGAGGCAGUGCCAUGUGAGCUCCACCUUCAUUUCCUGAAUGAGAAAGACGUUAUUCCUUCUGGGAAGCGAGUGCGACAAACUAGGAGUUGAUGAAACGAGCAUGGCGGGCGAGUGGGCACCUCAGGGCACGGCGAGCGGUGUGGACACGGCGCUGGUGCUGAGGUGGAAGUGAAAUGACUCCCGAGAUGACUGCCGCUCGCGGGCUGUAGGCGCUGCUACCAUGACCUGGGCGGCGCCGGCCGGGGAUCCCGCUGCCGCCGCCACCGCCUCCAGCGUCUUCGUGAGCACCAGCCCCUCGUCCGUGGGCGGCGGGGACAUGGGCGUCGUGGCCACCAUGGUCGGCAACGGGAGCUUCCUCGAGCUCGGGGGCAACUGCUCGGAGCCGCUCGGACACGUGGACUGGGGCGACGUGGGGAUGCUCACGUCGCUCACCGUCCUGGUCAUCAUCAACGCCCUCGUGGUGGCGGGGAACUGCCUCGUCAUUCUGGCCGUGUUCCUCUCCAGCAAGCUCCGCACGGUCACCAACCUCUUCAUCGUGUCCCUGGCGGUGGCCGACCUCCUGCUGGGGAUGGCGGUGCUGCCCUUCAGCGUCACGGUCGAGGUCUUUGACACGUGGCUCUUCGGCGAGCUCUGGUGCUCCGUGUGGCUCGCCGUGGACGUGUGGAUGUCCACGGCCUCCAUCCUCAACCUCUGCGUGAUCAGUCUGGACCGGUGAG
Molecule: messenger RNA, 1212 nt
Organism: Penaeus monodon (black tiger shrimp)
Lineage: Eukaryota; Metazoa; Arthropoda; Malacostraca; Decapoda; Penaeidae
Product: probable G-protein coupled receptor No9
Exons: 1
Coding region: 717-1211 (164 amino acids)
Biological process (GO): adenylate cyclase-activating adrenergic receptor signaling pathway
Cellular component (GO): membrane
Molecular function (GO): G protein-coupled amine receptor activity
Source: RefSeq, a predicted model, not a curated record